UUUUUUUUUUUUUUUUUUUUUUUGCGUCCCUAGUCUUUGCCAAUAUGUUGGGUAUUUUAUUGAUCGUCAUUGUGGGUCUAGCAUUAACCAAACCGCUAGCCAGUGGCGAUUUCGUGGUACGUUGGACGCAAAAGAAAAGCGUCCCCUUUCUCUUUCCCAUGAUGGACUGAUUGUGCUUCCCCCCUCUCCAUUUAGUUUGCGCAAUUUUAUAAUGGCUCUGGUUUCAGCAGUGAUGGUUUUGCGUUUUUGCUCGUGAUUCUUCAAUCUCAAUACACGCUUUCAGGAUACGACAGUGCUGCGCACAUGGCGGAAGAAACGAAAAACUCGCAACACGGCUCACCGUCGGGCAUUCUGUUUUCCGUCGCGGCGAAUGCCCUUUCCGGUCUUGUGUUCCUGCUCGCGAUCAGCUUUAUGGUCAAAGACUUUAGCGGGCAAAUCGUGAGCGACGACGCGAUCCAGCCGCAGAUGGUGCAGGUGUUCUACGACGGCGUGGGGCCGGCGUGGACGUUGGUGUUUUUGAUGUUUGUCAUGGUGAGCAUCUUUUUCUGCGGCUCGUCCUUGCUCUUGGGCAGCUCGCGCAUGGUGUAUGCGUUUGCGCGCGAUGGGGCGAUGCCCUUUUCCAAGCAGCUCCAUUCGCUCCACCCGCGCACCAAGAGCCCUGUCAUUGCCGUCUGGUUCAACGUGCUGGUCGCGGGUGUCGUGGGCGUCCUCUACAUGGUCAACAGCACCGCCUACGAAGCGAUUGUGUCGGUCAACACGAUCGGCUCUCAGAUGUCCUACCUGGUGCCCAUUUUGCUGCGUAUCACCACGUCGCGUCACACGUUUGAGCCUGGACCUUUCCAUCUCGGGCGCUUCAGUCUCCCCUGCGGUAUCCUCUCCUCGUGCUGGCUGGUGUUUACGUGUGCCCUUUUUAUCUGUCCUACCGAAGCGCCCAUCACAGCCGAUAGUAUGAAUUAUGCCAUCGUGCCUUUUGCCGCCAUCAUGAUUUGCUCCAUGACGUACUUUUACUUUUGGGGCCGUAAAUGGUUCACAGGGCCUGUGCGUGUCAUUGAUGGUCAACACGUCAUACUGGACGAUGACCCUGCUUCUGUUCCCUCUGUCCACGGUGGGCGAACCUAAAGACGCGUCGUCCAAAGAUCCCCCCGCCACCCCCCCUCUCUCUCUGCAUCCUUUGUGAUGCUUAACAGAGGGAUUUGAUUUAUUUAUUCUUCUGUACAUACGAUAACACAAUUCCAUUCAAUCGAAUAAAGGGCUCUCGAAUCCAUCUUUGGAUGGAUGGGACAGUUUCUUUAAGCAUGACAUGGCUUCAUCGAUGGGCAUCCACACCCCCCCUUUGGAUCUCCCCUCCAAUGGAAAAACGGCGUGGAGAUGGGGUGAGGAUGAAAGAGGGUUUGCAUGAACCGCUAUCCCUCGUUGAAUGAAAGAGAG
Molecule: messenger RNA, 1428 nt
Organism: Mycotypha africana
Lineage: Eukaryota; Fungi; Mucoromycota; Mucoromycetes; Mucorales; Mycotyphaceae
Product: amino acid/polyamine transporter I
Exons: 1
Coding region: 304-1119 (271 amino acids)
Biological process (GO): transmembrane transport
Cellular component (GO): membrane
Molecular function (GO): transmembrane transporter activity
Source: RefSeq, a predicted model, not a curated record